Molecule: messenger RNA, 1399 nt
Organism: Rhodamnia argentea
Lineage: Eukaryota; Viridiplantae; Streptophyta; Magnoliopsida; Myrtales; Myrtaceae
Exons: 3
Coding region: 83-1180 (365 amino acids)
Source: RefSeq, a predicted model, not a curated record
UCCCUUACUCGGUUUCUUUAAGGAUCCUACAGUUUCCAACAAGACAAGCCCACGCUUGUGUCUCGGUCUCCGCGCAAGGUAGAUGAGUCGUCUCGCUCCGGUUUCGGAGGAGCCCAUCGACGAAGAGAGCGCCAGGAGCUGCUCCAAGAGAGGUCGGUCAUGGCGGGACUGGCUCAGGACCCACCUGUCUUUUCCGUUCAGCAAGAAGACUGGUCAUCUCAAGGUCCUCCUCAGCGUCCUGGGUUGCCCUCUCUUCCCUGUCUCCGUCCAUCAGCAGGCGCCGGCCAAUGAGGUGUCUUCCUCAGCACAGUACAUCGUACAACAUUUCACGGCUGCCACGGGCUGCCGGAAGCUGGAUGGGCAAGUGAAGAACGUGUUUGCCACGGGAAAAGUCGUGAUGGCGAUGGCGGAGGAGGUCGGGCCGAGCGGGGCGUCGGCGGCCGCUGUGACCACCAUGGCGAGCAGCGUUUCACAGCAAAAGGGGUGCUUCGUCAUGUGGCAAAUGGUCCCUGACAAGUGGCUUAUAGAGCUGGUGUUGGGGGGCCAAAAGGUCGUGGCCAGCAGCAACGGCAGCAUGGCUUGGCGGCACACGCCAUGGCUCGGCGCACACGCUGCGAAGGGCAGCGUCCGACCUCUCCGGCGAGCUCUUCAGGGACUAGAUCCGGUAACGAUAGCAGCCGUAUUCUCCACGUCAGAAUACAUGGGAGAGAAGAGAAUCGGGGACGCGGAUUGCUUCGUCCUCAAGCUGUCCGCAGAUCAAAUGGACCUGUCCGACCGGAGCGAUAGCACAGCGGAGAUGAUCAGGCACGUCGCUUUUGGCUACUUCAGCCAAAGGAACGGGCUCCUCGUGCACCUGGAGGACUCUUAUUUGACAAGGAUACAAUCCCCUGGGACACACCCCAUGUACUGGGAGACCUCGAUGGCCACUCACAUCCAAGACUACCGUGAAGUGGACGGCGUUAUGAUCGCUCACUCUGGCCAAUCGAGUGCGAUCAUCACACGUUUCGGGGAUGAUCAUCUACGGGCAGGCCCGGCAAUCACGCGGUUGGAAGAAACGUGGAUCAUUGAUGAUUUCGCGUUCAAUGUGCCUGGUCUGUCCGUUGACAGCUUCAUUCCACCCAAGGAUGUGAUGAAGGACCAUUUUCCAUCAGAUGAUGAUUGGAAAUCACCAUUAGACUGAUACAUCAAUUUUUCUCUUGCCUCUUUAUCAUCAGGAGUUUUGAGUUGAUGAUGCAACAAAAAAGGGAAAGGUGCAUCUUAUUUUAGUGUCAUUGACUCACAAAAUUGAAAGUCGCUAAUUCAUUUGGUUCAAUAUGAGUAUAGUGCUUAUGUACAAAACUGCUUCCAAAGCCUUUUUGUGGUCCUGUUUUGGUACGGAUCCAAAUCUUAAAGCAGAUUA